Messenger RNA from Paralichthys olivaceus (Japanese flounder), 2128 nucleotides. It is a transcript of the gene reep1, whose product is annotated as receptor accessory protein 1. Gene Ontology annotation, molecular function: microtubule binding. Gene Ontology annotation, cellular component: cytoplasmic microtubule; endoplasmic reticulum membrane. NCBI's taxonomy places the organism in Eukaryota, Metazoa, Chordata, Actinopteri, Pleuronectiformes, Paralichthyidae. The record is from RefSeq and is a predicted model, not a curated record.
UCCUCCCCGCAGACAGCGCGUCCUGUCGCCUCUCCAGCGCAAUGGUCUCCUGGAUCAUCUCUAGACUUGUGGUACUUGUGUUUGGUACACUAUAUCCUGCGUACUCCUCUUACAAAGCUGUGAAAUCAAAAGAUGUGAGGGAAUAUGUGAAAUGGAUGAUGUACUGGAUAAUAUUUGCCCUAUUCACAACUGUGGAAGUAUUUACGGAUAUGUUUGUUUGUUGGCUUCCUUUCUACUAUGAGCUGAAGAUAGCGUUUGUGGUGUGGCUGCUGUCCCCUUACACUAAAGGCUCUAGCGUGCUAUACAGGAAGUUUGUUCAUCCCACUCUUUCCUCAAAAGAAAAGGACAUCGAUGACUACAUCUGCCAGGCCAAGGACAAAAGCUAUGACACACUGGUGCAUUAUGGGAGAAAGGGGCUAAACGUUGCGGCCACAGCUGCCGUCAUGGCUGCAUCAAAGGGCCAAGGAGUCCUAUCAGACAGACUGAGGAGUUUCAGCAUGCAGGAUCUGUCUUCCUACCAGUCGGACCCCGACGACAGUGGCCCUGGGACCACACAGUCCGCAGCAGCACAGCAUCGGACCAGAACUAUGAUGCGCAGCAAGUCGGAGAGCUACAAGGGGCAGGAUUUUGACGUAUCUGAGUAUGAGGUGUUGGGGUUGGACCAAUGGGACUCCAAGGAGUCGCUGUCCCAGACCAUUUCACCCUCUGAGUCUGAGUCCACACCCGUAACGCUCUCACUGACAACCCAGUCCACCCCGCCCUCCACGCCCUCUCAACCUCCCACGCCCCCUCCAUCUCCCACUCCCCCAGUUCCGGAGCAGUCAGAGGAGGUGGGGAAAGAGGUGCAGGCAGGCCUGAGCUCUCCGCAGCUCAGGCUGGUUAAGAGGAAGGCUCCUGAGCCUCCUCUUAGAGUCUUAAGGCCUCUCACAAGAUCCAGGAGUGCUCUUUCUUCAAACAAUGAAGCCAUGUGAAACUGUCCUCAAGACGACUCCAGCUGCCUUCGCUGCAAGAAGUAAAAAAAAAAAAAAUACUGAAUGGCCAAAAGCUACAUGACUGAAGCAGCCUUGCUUUGGAAUAAGGUAUUACCAAAGUGACCUAUGAUGAUCCCUCUAUCUGUAGUGUAUAGCUUGAUGCUCCUGAUCAAACAGGUGAGGUUGAAUUAAGAGAAAUGAGUGAAUGGGCUCCAUGCUGAUAGACACUUUUUUUUCAUGUGUUUAUGUACAGUUUGUGUGUACCUCAUCUUUCUGAUUUAAUGGUUCUUAUAUAUCAGGUUUGGGUAGGCAAGUGCAUGAGUGUCUUCCCAGUCAUUAGUCCACUGUUUGUUCAGCAGAAUGUACUGUCACUGAAUCCUACAGCUGGUUUUGAGAAUGACGCGGUCACUCUUCGAGAAUAUGUUAAAAGCCAAGGAAAAAAAACAACUUAAUCUGUUCUGGAGAAACAUCUGCGAGCAGCUGAAUUCUGCACUGAUGAAUUAUCUUAUCAAGAUUUUGUGAAAUCAGCCAAUUACCUUAAAAUGAAAAAAUAUAAAACUUACUUAUUGAAGAGUCAGACAGCGGUGGUGGACAAUAUUCUGUUAUUUACCUCUAUAUUAAAGCCUUAAAUCAAAAGAUAGUAGAGAUGCAAAAAUAAAUAAAAAGUCUCUACACAUGUUGUGACUAUUUGUAACACAUAUUCAUUCUCAUUAAACUAUCAUGUUUGCACUAUGUCUAGAAUUUAAAUUACUACCCUAAAUACUCAAUGAAAUGGCCAAAAGUUACAUAAUAAUCAUAGUAAAUUAGUCGCAGAUUAUUAUAAGUAAUAUAAAAAGUUACAGUUUAUUUCAUCUGUGGUGAAAGAAAUAAGAAGUAAUGACGCCAGUUUCACAUAAAAAAAAGAAAAAAAGGUCACGACCACAAGAGUUUUUGUCAGUGGAGCAGCCUUUUUUUUUUUUUUGACAAUCUACUGUUAAAAAUAAAUGAUUUGGCAGUUUAAGGCCAAUUAUGAACACGUCACUUUCAGCUGUAGCUGAAACGGACAAGAAACAAAUCGAUAUUUACUGUAAACAAACAUGGUUUAUUUUUCCAUGUUUGAAAUCACUGUGUAAUGUUCUGUCCACUGAGCAACACUAAACCAGACGAUCUUAACCUUC